UACCCUUUUGAUGCACUGCUAAGGAAGUGGGCCUCAAGUAACCUACCCCACAGUCAGACCAGCCCAAGAUGCCUUUGUGGUCAGAUGAGGCAAUGUGAGCGUUUCAGGCUCUAGAAGUCUCCAUCCAGCAUGCAGCAACAUCCACCUAUCGGAAUUCUUCCCCUCACUUUCUAGUGCAGCGGACAGCGGUAUAGGAAGGAGAGGAGAACGCUCAGAGCCACGGAGACAGAGGGAACCUGAGACACGCACGCGUCCCGAACGACACAGAAAGGAAGGGAACUUUGAUUUGACGCGUGGCCGAUAAUGGUGAAAUUGACGAUACGAAAGAGCUGCAUUCCUUAGUGAAGGGAAAAAUUGACAUUUCGAGUGUUCCAAUAUAUGAUGUCCUUGGAUCCUUGCUCAUUGUAGAUUAUAUUUAAUUGCUCUCUCCUAUUUCUGAAAUCUUUCUUUAUUGUGAUUGUACACUUCGUUCACCCGCAUGACAUGUAAGGCAGUCUGAGCGCAUUGUUUCCAGCUUCGUCGCAUGGGAUUUCCAGUCGUGUCGGGUGCGGUGAUGUCUGCAACAUUUCGCUCUUUGUUUCUGGUGCUGCUGAGCCUGCUGACGGUCGGCGCCCAGACAGAAAUGAAGAGAGUCGUCGGGGACAACGCCACCCUGCCGUGUCACCAUCAGUUCUGGAAAUCCAAUGUGCAGUUGCUCGACAUCGAGUGGCUACUGCAGAAGCCCAACUCCAAGCAGAGAGUGAUCAUCACGUUUUUCGGGGGCCAGGUUUACACCAACGAGGUGACCAGCGGGACCAGUCGUCUGUCUUUCGCUGGGGACUACCUAAAAGGAGACGCCUCCCUGCUCCUCAGUGACCUACAGCUGACCGACUCUGGGGAGUACCACUGCAAGGUCAAGAUGGGGGGAAAGUACCACUGGAGCCACGUCAACCUCAUAGUGCUGGUGAAGCCCUCUAAGCCACGAUGCUGGAUGGACGGCAGGCUGCUGGAGGGCAGUGAUGUUAAACUGAGCUGCAAAUCCAGUGACGGCUCAGACCCUAUCAAAUACAAUUGGGAGAGGGUGCUGGAUAAGGGAAAGAGUGUUGGGAACCUCCCCCUACUGGCACUGAGAGAUCUGAAGAAUCCAGAGAUUGUCACCCUGCGGAACCUGACGAAGGACAGUACAGGUGUCUACAAGUGCACUGCCAGCAAUGACGUUGGCGAGGAGAACUGCAUCAUCGAGGUCACCAUGCAGUAUGUUCGAGGGAUGGGCGUGCUGGCAGGUGCCGUGGUGGGCGUCUCCUUUGGUGUUCUCCUCAUCAUCCUAAUCAUCUGGUUCGUCUUCCGCAAGAAGGAGAAGAAGAAGUAUGAGGAGGAGGAGACUCCCAAUGAGAUCAGGGAGGAUGCAGAGGCUCCCAAGGCCAAGCUGGUGAAGCCCAACUCUCUGUCAUCGUCCCGCUCUGGCAGCUCCCGCUCCGGGGCCUCCUCAACACAGUCCAUGGUGCACAACACCGUCCCCCACGGGCACCGCCCUCGGGCCCCAGCCAUAGCUGCCCUUAAGGAGAACGGACAGCCCCCUGACAUCCCCCAGUCCCCCCCAGCAUACACAACGGUGGCACCCCCCAACAAGACCCCUGAGCCCCCUGGCACCCCCAAAUUCAACAUCAACUCCAGGAACCAGAUCUCUGGACCCACUCCCCCCACUCUCAUGGUCCCUGCCCAGACCAAGGCCUUUCAAACUGUGUAGGAUGGAGAAGAAAGUCCAUCCUGGCUAUGUUGAUGUGUAAAAUCCACCCCUUCAAAGACACAAACUCUUCCGUUAAACAACGAAAUGCAAGUAGUAAAAGGAUGUAAUUAAAAUAAUCAAUAAUAUAAAUCCCAAAACUUUUAAUGAAUGCCUACUUAAAAAGGGAAAAUAAGAAAUGCUUGCCCCCUACUGAAAAAAAAAAACAUGAGACAGAACACAUUUCUGUUUAUGUCUCGUGGCUAAAUAACUUAUUUUUACACUUUUCUUUCUACUUUGAAGUCAUGGGAAGCAAUGAGCGAGCACAGUGCUGUGUGCGGUGAGGUGUAAGAAAACCCAGAGUGGAGCUUUUAUUUAUCAAAUCAAAAGGACAGGCAGAGUGUAGAGAAAAAGGAAGAAAGAAGGAAUGGGUUGAGAAAAGAGAGAUCCAAAGUCUGCGGGUGCCGAUGGAGACACGCAGCUGACGACAUGACAGAGGGAUGAGGGCAUGAAAUACUGAGAGAGAACCACGCCUCUUUAUUUUGGCCUAGUGGUGUCUCUGACUCAUCCAACCACACCACUCCCAACAGGCAGACACACCGGAGCUUCCAGCCCCCACUACAACCACACACCCACGGCUCUCUGACAGAGAGCAUGCUGUGUGCCCUGUGAGGAGAGAAACCUCUAGAUCAACCCUCCAGAACACAGGCGGCCGAUGGCACCUUAUUUGGAGAGGACGGGCUCAUAGUAAUGGCUGGAAUGAAAUACAUGGAAUGGUAUCGAACACGUCAAACACAAGGUUUCUGUGUGUGAUACUAUUAAAUGCACUCCAUUCCAGCCAUUAUUAUGAGCCGUCCUCCCCUCAGCAGCCUCCUGUGCUCCAGACUCUGUGAUGCUUUACGGACUCCAUGACAUCUGAGACACAUCAUGUUCCAUGGUCCUGACCCCAUUCAGAGAACAGCUCAUUUGCUUUUCUCAACAGGAGAAACUUUAGCCACAUUCAUAGGAUGUAGCACUGACAUGGUAGUCAGAGUUCUGAUGAAACUUUUAUUUUUCUCACCACAUCCUCUCUCAGCUCUGUGGAUUGGCAAUUCCAGUCCUCGGGGUCUAGAGUGCUGUCACACUGUUCCCCAAUCCCUAGCAAACACAGCUGAUUAAACUAAUUGAAUUCUAAACUGAACAUCGUGAUUAGUUGAUUAUUGGAGUCAGGUGUGUUAGCUGGGGCUGGGGAAAAAGUGUGACACCAAUCAGGCCCUUGAGGACUGGCGUUACCAUCCCAUAUGGUACGGAAACUCCUCCCCAAAUUAGCAUAUGGAUGAAUUGGGUGUUAACGUACAGUAAAUAGAGAUACAUGACUGAAUAUACUGAAUAAUAAUAAUAACUUUAAGACAAGGGAGGUUUAAUAUCUAUUAUAUUUCAAUUUUACUGCCCCUACCAAGGCAUGUCUGGACAGGUUGUGAAGGGUGACAGACAGCUGUCUCAGCCUGAAGAAGUGCCACCAAUCCCCAGGAUGGAUCAUCGUUGCUUUUUUUACUCUUUUAUUUACCUCCACUGUUUUGCAAUGUUACGCAAACCAAAACCUGUCAAAAACUCAAUGAAUGUGUGUUGAACAAAGAUGGUCACUACGAUUAUUUUCUAUGCUUUGUAAGGUACUGAAUAGAAGGAAGUAAAACAUAGGUAGAGAGACACAAAUGACCUUGAAGUUAAUCCCCCAAAUACUGUAGAUGAUUGAAUAGAGGAAGGAGUAUGAUUCUAGGGACUUGUAUUGUACAGUUCCACCCCUGGUAGGUACUCUCCUUGGAUCCACAACAACAGAGUGCCACUCGAUUACUGUCUCAUUGUUUUGAUGGCUUCUCUGUACAUUGGCCAGGCUUUGGCAUCAGCCAUCCCCUUUGUUGUACAUCUGUCUGACCCUGUGCAGUUUGAAUGAAGUAGACUAUUUAGUGUGCCUUUGCAAUCCCUAUCCCCGUUAAUGGUUUCUUUUUCUGUCCUUAUCAUGAAUGCACAUGUGGUUUGAGUUAUAUGUGUUGAUCCAGCUUUGGGAAUCUACUGCCAAGACACAGUGAGACAGGGGCAUAAGCCAAACCUGUGUGAUUAUAUGUAUCUGAUCAGAGUCCAUCUGCGCUCUUUUAAGGUCCUUACUACUGAAAAGGGUCUGUUGCAGGUGCGUAGGAGUCAAAGUAACAAUACUGAACGAGAUAGAGACCUGCACCUUGUCAAAAAAAGAAUAGAUCCAAAACUUAGGCUUGAAUGCAAAAUCAAGAUGUUUAUUGAAACAUCAUGGUGUCCAAAGAAUAUAGCAGAGUGCAAGAAAGUGCAUAAAUAAAAUGUGAAAACAAAACACAAAUGUUUCUUCCUCAGGCCAUCAGUGGAAAUUUUCAGCACACACCUGGUUUCUAUUUCAAUGAUACUUGCAUGUCACAUGGGCAAGAAAAUAUGCAUGAUCUAGAUUAUAUACAAUUGCGGACAGAGAAACAUCAAUUAUUACUUAUAGAUGUACAAUGUGAACAUUUCCUCAGAAUAAAUAACACAGGAUUGUAAGAUUAGGGAGCUAGAGACACCACUAGAUGGGGGUAUCGUACACAAAUAGUUACAGAAAACACUUCAAGAAAAAUUAUUCAUUCAUGCCUAAAAUAGAAUAUGCCGUUAGAAGACCUGCAUGUGGAUACUGUUUGAUAGUGUAUUGUUUUCCAGUGGCAGAGUUGUUGAAUACGCUCACUUUGUAAUAGGUUCCUUAAAUGCUGCACAACUACGACAGAGGUAGAAGCCAGUCACCUAGUGUCAGCCCUAACAGUGAAGUCCCUGACAUUCCUGGCCCUGUAGUGUGAAAAGAGAGGAGGGUCAGAGAAAAUCUUUUGGCAAGCAGGAUCAGCAAUAAGCACAUUCCAAUGCUUCUUAAUAGCUCCCUUGAUGUCAUCACUCCCUUGAUGUCAUCACUCACAGACAUGAAUGGUUUUUAUUUUAUACGUUUUUGUAUUACUUUUAUCCCUUCUGGUAGAGGUCUCGUCAAUGGUACGUACUCUACUGAGAGCACUAGAGGCAUGUAGUAUACCGUUCUUGUCUGUAGGCUUUGUAUACAAAGUAGUGGACAAAGACCCUGACUGAAGGCGUACAAGUGUAUCCUGGAAGAAUAUCUCGCUAUGACUAAUCUCUGCUGUAAACUAGAUCAUAUGUAACCAUAUCACAAAGCAGAGGGUGUACAUCUCCAUAAUGAGACAACAUUCUAUGCCAAGGGAAUGAUGUACAUUAUUCUUCAGGAUCAGUGGGUCCCCUGCGGGACAGUUGAGCUAACGUAGGCUAAUGCGAUUAGCAGGAGGUUGUAGACAUAUCUGAUAUUGUCAGAAAGCUUAAAUUCUUGUUAAUCUAAAGGCACUGUUUAUAGUAGCUAUUACAGUGAAAGAAUACCAUGCUAUUGUUUGAGGGGAGUGCACAGUUUUGAACAUUAAAAGUUAUUAAUGAACAAAUUAGGCACAUUUGGGCAGACUUGAUACAACAUUUUGAAAAGAAAUACAAUGGUUCAUUGAACCAGUCUUAAACGUUGCACAUACACUGGUGCCAUCUAGUGGCCAAAAUCUAAAUUUCACCUGGGCUGGAAUAAUACAUUAUGGCCUUUCUCUUGCAUUUCAAAAAUGAUGGUACAAAAAAAUACAAGAUAACUUUUUUUUUUCUUUGUAUUAUCUUUUACCAGAUCUAUUGAGUUAUAUUCUCCUACAUUCCUUUCACAUUUCCACAAACUUCAAAGUGUUUCCUUUCAAAUGGUACCAAGAAUCUGCAUGCUUCAGGGCCUGAGUUACAGGAAGUUGAAUUUGGGUAUGUCAUUUUAGGCGGAAAUUGAAAAAAAGGGCACAAGCCUUCAGGGCCACACGAACACCCACACAUUCUCAUGUUAGCCGCUCAUUCAAGGGAGAAGAAUAGUGGGACCAGCUGGGCAUAACCUAUCUGAAUGGAAAAGACUACACUGCAGACACACAGUGUUUAUAUUCGUUUCUGUGACUUACAGUAUACAGUUGAAGUUGGAAGUUUACAUACACCUUAGCCAAAUACAUUUAAACUCAGUUUUUAACAAUUCCUGACAUUUAAUCAGAGUAAAAAUUCCCUGUCUUAGGUCAGUUAGGAUCACCACUUUAUUUUAAGAAUGUAAAAUGUCAGAAUAAUAGUAGAGAGAAUGAUUUAUUUCAGCUUUUAUUUAUUUCAUCACAUUCACAGUGGGUCAGAAGUUUUCAUACACUCAAUUAGUAUUUGGUAGCGUUGCCUUCAAAUUGUUUAACUUGGUCAAAUGUUUUGGGUAGCCUUCCACAAGCUUCCCACAAUGUAAAAAAAUGGGUGAAUUUGGGUGAAUUUUUGGCCCAUUCCUCCUGACAGAGCUGGUGUAAAUGAGUCAGAUUUUUAGGCUUCCUUGCUCGCACACACUUUUUCAGGUCUGCCCACACAUUUUCUAUGGAAUUGAGGUCAGGGCUUUGUGAUGGCCACUCCAAUGCCUUGACUUUGUUGUCCUUACGCCAUUUUGCCACAACUUUGGAAGUAUGCUUUGGGUCAUUGUUCAUUUGGAAGACCCAUUUGCGACCAAGCUUUAACAUCUUGACUGAUGUCUUGAGAUGUUGAUUCAAUAUAUCCCCGUAAUUUUCCUCCCUCAUGAUGCCAUCUAUUUUGUGAUGUGCACCAGUCCCUCCUGCAGCAAAGCACCCCCACAACAUGAGGCUGCCACCCCCGUGCUUCACAGUUGGGAUGGUGUUCUUUGGCUUGCAAGCGUCCCCCUUUUUCCUCCAAACAUAACGAUGGUCAUUAUGGCAAAACAGUUCUAUUUUUGUUUCAUCAGACCAGAGGAUAUUUCUCCAAAAAGUAUGAUCUUUGUCCCCAUGUGCAGUUGCAAACCGUAGUCUGGCUUUUUUUAUGGCGGUUUUGGAGCAGUGGCUUCUUCCUUGCUGAGCGGCCUUUCAGGUUAUGUCGAUAUAGGAUUCAUUUUAAUGUGGCUAUAGAUACUUUUGUACAUGUUUCCUCCAGCAUCUUCACAAGGUCCUUUGCUGUUGUUCUGGGAUUGAUUUGCAUUUUUCGCACCAAAGCACAUUCAUCUCUAGGAGACAGAACGUGUCUCCUUCCUGAGCAGUAUGGAGGCUGCGUGGUCCCAUGGUGUUUAUACUUGCGUACUAUUGUUUGUACAGAUGAAUGUGGUACCUUCAAGCAUUUGGAAAUUGCUCCCAAGGAUGAACCAGACUUCUGGAGUUCUACAAUUUUUUUUCUGAGGUCUUGGCUGAUUUCUUUUGAUUUUCCCAUGAUGUCAAGCAAAGAGGCACUGCGUUUUAAAGGUAGGCCUUGAAAUACAUCCACAGGAACACCUACAAUUGACUCAAAUGAUGUCAAUCAGAAGCUCUAAAGCCAUGAUAUACUUUUCUAGAAUUUUCCAAGCUGUUGAAAGGCACAGCCAACUUAGUGUAUGUAAACUUCUGACCCACUUGAAUUGUCAUACAGUGAAUUAUAAGUGAAAUAAUCUGUUUGGAAAGAAUUGUUGGGGAAAUUACUUGUGUCAUGCACAAAUUAGCUAUCCUAACUGACUUGCCAAAACUAUACUUUCUUGUUUGUUAACAAGAAAAUUGUGGUGGUUGAAAAACGAGUUUUAAUGACUCCAAGCUAAAUGCAUGUAAACUUCCGACUUCAACUGUAUGUCUAUUAUUGAAAUCAAUUCAGUUUCACAUGCAGCAAUCUUGUUUUCUCUAGUGGUAACAAUGCUCGUCCAUAAUUCAUACUCAUCUAGGCCUCUGGAAGUCGCUCGCAUGCUAUCUGCCUGGCAAAGCUGUCUUUUAAUAUAGCCAUGCACCGGUCUCUUUGUGUAUUGACAGCUUCCCAUCACACACACACAUAAAUACAGACACACACAUACAGUACACAGUGAACCAAAAGCCGAAACAGUCAGCCUUGUUAUUUCUGUUCCUUCAGAAUACAUUUGAUGGAUGGUUGGCGGGCAUUACGACUGACUGAUGGCACUCCCCACCAAAGGGAGCACAAAAAGAACCAUUGCAUAGCCCAGGAGACAAUACACACACACACAUGAACAUGGCUAUGUGUCUUAACAUUCUCAAUACAAAUGCUCUCUCACAGUUUUCAAAGGAACGUGAGAGAGUAGUGGGAGAGGAGGGGACAUAAAACAAGAUUGAUAUCGAGCCAGAGCUCUAGGCUUCUCCAUUUAAAUUCCCUCCACUGCCUAUAGGAGCAGCUCGGUGGAGGAUAAGAUGCUUUGUCUUUAAUUCCUCCGGCUUUUUGAUUUGCUUUCAAGCAACUGGAGGUCUCAGGUGGAAAAUUCCCCAGAUUAUGAGCCCUCGCGUUGCUUUUCCACAUCUGUGCCAGCUUUGUGGACUGUCAAACCUGUUCUGUUUUCUCCAAAUUAAUCCUGAUAGGCUUUAGUCUGAGCAGUCGGGAAUUUAAACUAGGCUUUUUCUCCACCCCCAGAUUUGCAACACAGACAACAUGGGUAUUAAAGUGGCCCCACUAUAAUGUUAUCAGCAUUCAAACGUAAGUGAAAUGAUUCAUGAUUCUGAUUAUCCUACAUUAUAUUAUAUGACUAUGAAUCUCAUGUAGCCAAUACGUUUGUGAUCUUAAGCAGUUUUUGGGAUAAGCAGUCCAGCAUGACAGAUUGAAGCUCAGACUGUGUUUGGCCAGCCUCUGGUACAGGAACAUGAUGCGUUGUGACAUUCUGAAAAUGGAGGGGUGGAAGUCCAUCUCAGAAAGGAGGAACGCAAAGGGAGCUGCAUGUCAAAAGCUAUCGAGCAGAUGAGGGGGAAUGCUUUGCUUUGAUGUAAAUGUAUACCAGUAUUUGGCUAAAAAACAUGAUUGUAAAUAUAUGUUACAGAAAGUUUUAUGACGCUUUUCAUUUGUUUUCUAUUUUGGUUCUUCCAAAUCCAUGUACUUUGCACCUUUGUGUGCUGUGCUCAUCACGGGUGAUGGUUGGGGGUUGGGGGGGUUUGGCUUUGUCUGUAACGACCUUGACUGGAUGUCAGACAGACAGCUCAGCAUAGCAUCAUUAAGGUAAAUUUAAACCACUCUUUACUUUUCACUAAUCUGUCAUCUUAUUUGUUGUUGCUUCUCUUUAUUUGUCAAAAACAAUCCAUGUAAAUAUUACAAGUAAAAAAAAUGUAUAUUUUUACUACUUCUAGUUAGUUAUUACUAUUUCAUUUGCAAAUAAAAUAUACAAUGACAAGUUA
Messenger RNA from Salvelinus fontinalis (brook trout), 8895 nucleotides. RefSeq names its product CXADR-like membrane protein. Gene Ontology annotation, cellular component: cell surface; cytoplasmic microtubule; membrane. The coding region runs from base 524 to 1726 and encodes 400 amino acids. The record is from RefSeq and is a predicted model, not a curated record. Lineage: Eukaryota; Metazoa; Chordata; Actinopteri; Salmoniformes; Salmonidae. The transcript is spliced from 7 exons.